Molecule: messenger RNA, 5491 nt
Organism: Elgaria multicarinata webbii
Lineage: Eukaryota; Metazoa; Chordata; Lepidosauria; Squamata; Anguidae
Gene: SRCIN1
Product: SRC kinase signaling inhibitor 1
Exons: 21
Coding region: 223-5295 (1690 amino acids)
Biological process (GO): regulation of dendritic spine morphogenesis
Cellular component (GO): cytoplasm; actin cytoskeleton; postsynaptic density
Source: RefSeq, a predicted model, not a curated record
CACACACACACUCGCUCACCCGCACUCUCUUGUUGCACUUCUGCCACCGAUCUCUGAUGGUUGGUUGGGCCUGAGUCAGUCGGCGAGAGAAAGACAGACAGACAGAGAGACAGACGGAGGCAGAGGAACAAAGCCAGGACAACAAUGGGAAAUACACCAUCUCAAGGCAUGUCAAUGUUCAUCCAUUCUUAAGUAGCAGAUCCCGAGAGGACCAGCGGCCACAUGAUCUCGGCAGAUGAUGCAGAAUAUCCACGGGAAUAUCGGACCCUGGGCAACGGCACGCGCCGGUUCUCCAACGUAGGGCUGGUGCACACCUCAGAACGUCGCCACACUGUCAUUGCUGCCCAGAGUCUGGAAGCCCUCACUGGGCUCCAGAAAUCUGAGAUGGAACGGAAGCGCGACGCCUUCAUGGACCACUUGAAGAGCAAAUACCCCCAGCAUGCCUUGGCAAUUCGAGGGCAGCAGGAGAGAAUCAGGGACCAGCCCCACCUGGAAAUCUGGCAGCCCCACCUAGCAAGGAAGGCUGGCUAUGGCCCUGAUCGACCAGCCAAGGAGGAGGAGGAGGAGGAGGAGGAGGAUCAGGCGAGAGAGACCCACACGAUUGGUCCCACCCACAUGGUCCAGUAUACAGAUGCUUACUGCAGCAGUGUGGGAUCGCCACGAAGAAGCAGUUCCCACACCGCUGAGACCCGAAGCUCCCGGCACUCUCAGGGUUCUCAGCCUGGCCUGGCCGAUCAAGCCAAACUUUCCUUUGCUUCAGCGGAGUCUCUGGAAACCAUGUCUGAAGCUGAGCUGCCCAUUGGCUUCAACAGGAUGAAUCGCUUCCGGCAAAGCUUGCCUUUGUCACGUUCCACCAGCCAAACAAAGCUCCGGUCUCCAGGCAUCCUUUUCCUGCAGUUUGGGGAUGAGACGAGGCGAGUUCACAUCACCCACGAAAUUAGCAGCAUGGAUACUCUGCACGCCCUCAUCGUCCACAUGUUUCCUCAGAAGCUGACGAUGGGCAUGCUCAAGUCCCCCAACACUGCCAUCCUGAUCAAGGACGAAUCCCGCAAUGUCUUCUACGAGCUGGAGGAUGUCAGAGAUAUCCAGGACAGAAGCAUUAUCAAAAUCUACCGGAAAGAGCCCCUGUAUGCCUCCUUCCCUGGAUCCCACAUCACCAAUGGUGACUUGCGGAGAGAGAUGGUCUAUACUUCCAGGGAGUCCUCUCCCACCCGGCGCCUAAACAGCAUGUCUCCUGCUUCCCACCUCACCUCUGGCUCCCCUCCACCAGUGCUUCAGUCAUCUUCGCCAUCCCGUUCCCGGAUGUCUUACAGUGGUGGCCGUCCACCUUCCUACGCUGGCAGCCCUGUGCACCACGGCGAACGGCUCUCCAACCUGCCUCCAGCCCAAGGCGUCUCACCAAGCCCAAGUGCUAUCUUGGAACGCCGCGACGUCAAGCCGGAUGAAGAUCUGGCUGGGAAGAACAUGGUGCUGGUGAAGAACGAGGGCCUGUACGCUGACCCCUACAGCAUGGUGCACGAGGGACGCUUGAGCAUUACAUCCACUCAGUCGCUGGCUGGGAUGGGGGACCCCUUUGCCUACCCCGGGGGGCUCUAUAAACGGGGCUCUGUCCGCUCUCUCAGCACCUAUUCAGCUGCUGCUCUGCAGUCAGAACUGGAGGACAGCUUAUAUAAACCCAAUGCACAGAUCUAUAGCGAUACCUAUGGUCCAGGGAUGGGCUUUCGCUUACCCCCGUCAUCCCCCCAGAAAAUUGCCGAUGGCCGGCUGGUGGACGUUCAGCAGAGCCAAAGCCCCCACAGCCCUUACUCUGGGUCUCCAAGCCGGUCCUCGCCAGUGCGCCAGUCUUUCCGCAAAGACUCUUGCUCCUCAGUCUUCAUGGAAAGCCCUGUCAACAAGCCACGGAAUCCCAGCUCUUCAGGGCCUCCAGAGCUCUUCCCUGGACCUGGGGAACGACCCCUUUCUGGGUUCAGCUCACCAGUGCCUGCCAAGGAUACGGAAACAAGGGAACGCAUGGAAGCCAUGGAGAAACAGAUUGCCAGCCUCACUGGGUUGGUGCAGAGUGCACUGAUGAGAAGCUCUGAUGCAGAAAACCCUAGUGAAAGGACAGAAGGAACCAAUGGAGGAACACCUCCAUCAGCACCUCCCAGCCGAAGCAGCGUGGGAACCCCAGUUCCUGGACCUCCACCUCCAUCCACGACUGGUACACCAGCUGGCCAGCCCACUGCCAUCACCCGCCUGCACAUGCAGCUGCACCUGCAUGACUUGCAGCAGAACGCCAGUGAUCUCCGCAACCAGCUGCACCAGCUGAAGAAGCUGCAGCUUCAAAACCAAGAGACAGUGAAGACAAUGCUGCGGCGGACAGAAACCGAGAUCAGUGUGCGGGUGACAGACACCAUGCGCAAACAGGAGGAUCCCUUGCAACGGCAGCGCACCAUGGUGGAGGAGGAGCGCCUCCGCUACCUCAAUGAGGAAGAUCUCAUAACCCAGCAGCUAAAUGACCUGGAGAAAUCGGUGGAAAGGAUCCAGAAAGAUUUGACCCACAAUCACCGGCUUAUCUCCACACAAGAGCUGGAGGAGAAAUCUUUGGUGCUUAAACAGCUGGGAGAUACCUUGACGGAGCUGAAGGCUAAUUUUCCCAGCCUGCAGAGCAAAAUGCGUGUGGUCCUCCGUGUAGAGGUGGAGGCUGUGAAGUUCCUCAAGGAAGAGCCGCACCGGCUGGACGGCCUAUUCAAGCGGUGCAAGGCAGUGACCGACACCCUGACGCAAGUCCGCAAGCAAGUAGACGAAGGGGUCUGGGAUUCCUCUAGUAACCUUCUCAGCCAGUCUCCAAAGAAGGUGGAAUCGGAAAAUGAUUUCAGCAGGGGCUUGGAUUUCGAGGUACCCACCAGCCCCCCAAUGAACCUCCAUGACCUGACGGCUUCCACAGAUAGCCUGGGCACAACCAGCUAUGGGCAAAGUCAAGGGCAGAGCCACAUGUCCAAGAGUGGCAACCCUUCCCGGGGUUCAGAGAUGGUUGCUGCCAAGGCCCAGACGGGCCCCGAGACCCCCAGCAAGAGGAACAUCAACAGAUCAGUGUCUGUGGAGCCCUGCUUUACUGGCUACCCUGCUUUACAGGCUGCAGAGCGUGACUGGGAGGAGAAGCGGGCAGCCUUGACCCAGUACAGCGCUAAAGAUAUUAACCGCCUCCUAGAAGAGACCCAAGCGGAGCUGAUGAAAGCCAUCCCCGACUUGGAGUUUGCAGCCAAGCACAAGCAGACCUCCAGCAGCGGUGGCAGCGGGAGUGCUGCCUCCACCCCAGAGCACAAGCCCGCCAAACCCCAACACGCACAGAAGUCCACCACCAAAAUGGACCCCAACAGUCGCCGGGGAUCAGAUGAAUUGACGGUGCCCAGAUAUCGAACAGAGAAGCCCUCCAAGUCUCCUCCCCCACCCCCACCACGACGGAGUUUCCCAUCCUCCCAUGGUCUCACAACCACCCGCACAGGAGAGGUGAUCGUCACCAGCAAAAAAGAAUCCGGUUUUAUGAAGAAAGCUGAAUCGGAAGAACUGGAGACCCAGAAGCCACAGGUGAAACUGAGGAGGACAGUGUCAGAGGUGGCCAGACCUGCCUCAACACCACCCAUCAUUGCUUCUGCCAUCAAAGAUGACGAUGAUGAAGACAGGAUCAUCGCCGAACUUGAGGUAUUUCAGAGGAGCUCUUCAUUUAUUCCUAAAUUCCGUUGCGACCAGCUUGCGCCAGCCGCAGACAUGUGGCCCAAUGGGGCUACCAUAGCAGCCGAAGGAUGGAAGGAGUCAGGACUCUCAAAACCUCCAUGUGGUAACAAAUCCCACUUCCCUCAUAUUGUCCUUUCUGAGUGGGUAUCCAGCCUGCUGUAUCCUGAAUCUCAGCCAGAAGCAGGUUUGGAAUUCUGCAAUACUUGCACCCAUAAUCACCAAUGCACUGAAGGACAUUUGGGAGUCAGUGAAAGGACCAUGGUGGAAAUGAAAGACAGCCCAAAAACCUUGUUGGGAAAGCUGAGCAAGAAUGAACGGAAGCUGAAAUCUUUGGCUCAUGUAUCAUCUGGUCUGUCCAACAAGGCCUCAACAUGCACUCAUUCUCUGCCAACAAAACUGAAGGCUCGGGGAUUUCUGCCAGACCCUGGAACUGGGCUUCCUUGUGACACUGCUCAUGGGGCAGAAGCAGGCACAGUGGCAUUUGAAACAACAAAAACAUCAGUGGAGGCUGUUCAACUCGGAAGAGAAGCUAUCAUGGUUGUGAAUCCUAAGGACAAGCAGGCAAGUAAUCUACCAGCUUAUGCCCAAAGCUGUGGGGUCCAUGCAUUGGACAACCAAGCAGCUGUCACCCUCUCAGAGGUUACGCUUGGUUAUAGGACAUUGUCUUCAUCCAUGGAAGAAGGUGAAAUAUUCGCGGGGUUAGAUACCAAAAAUUGCACUGCAGAACCAGAAAGUGAAGAAGUUGAUCAGAGCACAGAAAAGUUACCAGUAGCUUUGAAAGACCCUAAUGUUGCUUGUAGUCAGAUGCACAGAGAUGAUCUGACAGAGGUUUUAAAAUGGUGUUUUCCCAAAGCCCCUGUGAACAAAGUAGCCACUGAAUAUGAUACAGUAUCUAGGAAGCAGUCCCUGAAUCCUGCCAACCCAGGAGAGGAUGAAACGGAGAAAGAACUGGUAACCGUUCUAGAAGAGAAACAAAAGGAAUUUACUUCUCGUGAUGCCGUGGCCAUAAGAAGCCGAGAGAUUUGCAAAGACACUUAUCAAAGAUUGGACAACCUGGAAGAGACUAUCAGAGACCUAGAAAUAACUAUCAGUAAAAUUAGCUGCCAGGCAUCUACUGAGCUAAUAUUUCCUCAAAAUCUUCUUGGAUGUCCGAGAUCCAAAGAUGGAGAAAGAAAGGAGGACAGAAAUGUGCCCAGGUGCAACAUUGCUGUUUUCAGGGAUGAGGAAUCACCCAGGCUUUCGCCAACCAGCUCCAAACCUCUUUUGCUGCCCAAACCUCGGUUCCUGUUGAACGGCAAUCCACAGAGUGGUGGCGGCGUCUCAAUUCCUGCCAUGAAGAUGGUCAAUCCAGCAUCCCGACUGAAGCAAACCCAGCAAGGCAGCCCAGACAAAAGCAAACACAUAAAGCAACGCAUGGAAUACAUGCGCAUCCAGGGCCAACAACAGGCCGCUAGAUCAACCAAGGACCCUAGCACGAUGAAUGAGACUUCAAGCCCAGUCUCAGAAAAACCUUCUUCGGGCAGAACUUCCAUCCCAGUCCUGACUUCCUUUGGGUCACGGAACUCCUCCAUUUCAUUCUAAAAGCUCCUUUACCAACUUCUCAUUCAGUUGUUUUCCUGUUUACUGCUACCAAGGGGGUGGGUGGGGACUGGGGAGGCCUUGCAUCUCUCUUCAUGAUUCCCGCCUCCCCAGAUCUUACGGAGGCACCUGGAGAAGUCCUUCCCCUUAGAGUUCCUUCAAAAAGGCCAACCUGUGGUCCCACUGCCUCCUCCAAAAU